AACAAUUUCUAUGAUGAUUUUUAAUGUUCCAAAUACUGUAUUUGUCAGGUGCUUUAUAUUAUAGCGACGAAAAUUAUGAGCAGCAACAUUUAUGGAGUCUUUAUGGAACACUCAGCACGGCUUUCAUUUGUCGCAACGUAAACGAAAGUGAAAUCAAGCAAGUUUCCCGGAGGGAGUUUGUUUUAUCUUUGUCCGCAUGCGUAUUCAAUUCAUUCAGGCUUAUGGAGGUACGACGAUGGAUUCAAAUCCUGUACUUAUUACCAGCAUUACAGGAGUUUUUGGAUAUUUAUGCCAACUCGAUGGUGUGCCCAAGUACCCAUUAUUUGACACCCAAAGGACGACGAUGUUGCAUUAAGUGCAAAGCAGGAGAAAAAGUUGUUGGUGAUUGCGAGCCAGGAAGAAAUGAAACAACUCGUUGUGCGCCAUGUCCACCCGGUGAAUUUCAGGAAUCGCCCAAUGGUGAACGAAAAUGCAAUCGAUGUUUUGGGUAUAUACCGUUGAGAAUUAUAGUAAAGGAGUGCAACAGAACACAAAAUCGGAAAAUGGGAGUUUGUAUCGAGGGUUACUACUAUAAUAAUGCAUUAUCUUAUUGUCAACCGUGUAAGAGGUGUCUUAGAGGAUAUGGCGUAAAGAAACUAUGCACAAAUGAAACAAACACAGAAUGCGAAGAGAAGCAAUGUGCUUUGGGAACGUACAGCGACAAAGAUAGCAAAACGCAAAAGUGUCAGCCAUGCACUAAUUGUAAAAAAAACGAGAAAACGAUAGGUAGAUGUAAUGCGACAAGUAACAAUUUGUGUCAAAGACGAUUUUCGACAACGCCAACAUCUCCUCUGACGACACAAAUAAACAUUACAAAAAUCAUCACAACGGCAACUACACCUCAGGACUCACCAGUUGCCCGUCCAAAUGUGAGUAGUAGCUGGGUGAUACCAUUUUUUAUUACAUCUAUGAUACUGUUACUGGUUUUAUUCAUCGCAUUGGUUCUUGGCGUUAUCUUAUGGUGUUGUGUACAUAAACGACAGAGUAUCAUCAUCCAUUCAGAGGAGUCGAGGCUCGGACAACGUUUGUCAAAGUUUAAUGAUGAGAUGGAUUCUGGUUGUUGUAAGUCAUCUCAACAGUACAUAAAUAUCAAAGUACCGAGCGAGGAAAGUCCUUUCAUUUUGGAAGAAAUUCCGAGGAUACAAGAGAAUGGUUUAAUGAUACGUGAUGUAACUCACGACAUCAUUGAACAACUAGCAAGCUAUUUAAAUCCCAUAAAUCCGCCAAGUAACUGGCGAAAAGUAGCCAGUAUGCUUGAUUUUCCUUGGAAUGUCAUUAACAAUCUGGCCCUGUGUCCAACAACCGCCACACAACAACUCCUAGAGCGUUGGGGGACCAAGAGGGAUGCUACGGUGUACAAGCUAUAUCUCACGUUGAAAGACAUUGGUCGAGAUGACGCGGCAGAAGUGCUGGAAAAAUUGCUCAUGGAACGUGUGGGUAACAACAAGUCAGUGUAACAAUAUAAGCCAGUGUAACAUAUACGCGGCUCAUGUCUUUGAGCGUACGUAUGUGGAAUAACGUUUGUACGAUAUUCCCCUGGUGUCUCACAUGGAACGUGUGAUCAGUCACACAGCACCGAUAGCAUUGAAUGGCGGAGCACAAGCUAUGAUAACUUAUCUCUUUUGAGGUACAUAUACUUCAAGUUAGCAAAAAUAUACCCGCAAUGUGUAAAGAAAAACAUUAAUUAGAGACACGUGUAGAGAUGGGAAUUGACACAGAAAAAACACAAAGAGGGUUCAUGGUAAAAAAGCUUUGAUAGAGUACAAAUUAAGAGUAACUUUAGGAGACAAUGCUGUGUUUCUUCCAUAAAUCGAACAUCCUGCAGUGUUAAUCGAAGUAAGGAUUCGUAUUUAAUUGUUAAUAUGUAUAUAUUUGCUCAUCUCUGGAAACAAAUAUCAAAACUUGAUAUUUUUUGUCAUCAAAGAUACCAAAAGCAGGAAGGAUAUGUUUUGCUUUUGGUAGCAAUCCUCUUUUGGUUUCUAAUUUAUGCAAUGAUGUUGAUAUGAAAGAGCGUAUCCCAAAGAGCAAGUGUUUCCCAGCGAAGGCUCAUCACAUGUGUCCUACGCCAUUGGCUUUGGACUGGUUAGCUUAGUGGGAAAUGGUUUGAGAUAAAAAAAGAUCGCAGCAUGUUGACGCUCAGUUGGAAAUGAUCCAUGAUAUACUGAAAGAACAAGAGUAUAUUUUAAUUUAAAUCAUAUUUAUCCAGUAUUUAAAUGUUACGUAAUUAUUUUAAGUACAAGGCUUGAAAACUGAAAAAUCGAAUUAUUUUCACUGAAUUUUAAGGAUGAAAAUUAAAAAACAAAUCUUCUUAGCUACUUCAACGAAUAAACAAAUAACUGAGCUGUAUUUGUGCCUAGAAUGGUACUCAAAGCUUUUAUAUAAAUGUAAAGUUAUAAAUAUUGUAGUAUUUUUCUAUUUAUACGAAAAAAGCAGCGUUAUUAAAAAUAGAAAAAGUUAGCGUUACAAGGCAUUAUUUGUGACUAUCG
Messenger RNA from Xenia sp. Carnegie-2017, 2525 nucleotides. Its product is annotated as tumor necrosis factor receptor superfamily member 16-like. Gene Ontology annotation, biological process: Rho protein signal transduction. The transcript is spliced from 6 exons. NCBI's taxonomy places the organism in Eukaryota, Metazoa, Cnidaria, Anthozoa, Malacalcyonacea, Xeniidae. Gene Ontology annotation, cellular component: cell surface; plasma membrane. The coding region runs from base 24 to 1496 and encodes 490 amino acids. The record is from RefSeq and is a predicted model, not a curated record. Gene Ontology annotation, molecular function: death receptor activity; coreceptor activity; nerve growth factor binding.